UGUGACGUCACUGGAAGCCUCUCUCUCUUUCUCGCUCGUCUCCUUCCUGCUGCAUCAUCACAGCUGCUAGUUGCUAGAGUCGUGCGUGUUAAAUUUACAGCGCCUGGAAGAAAAUAUUUGUAGCAAAUUACCGUGAUAAACAAGAACAAUAGCGCAUAUCUGAUAUCAUUACAAAAUUUUGUUCGCAACUGGCUGACACCCCCCCCGUGACAGAAAAAGAAAAAAAAAAAAACGUCUGCCGAAACACGCGGGGACAUGAUGGCCAGGCAAGAGCAGGUUCUGCUGCUGGAGCCACAGCACGAACUUAAAUUUCGAGGACCAUUUACAGAUGUUGUUACUACCACCUUGAAACUCGCCAACCCAACAGACAGGAAUGUGUGUUUUAAAGUGAAGACUACUGCUCCACGCCGAUACUGUGUACGACCAAACAGUGGAGUGAUAGAUGCAGGAACUUCAAUCAAUGUGUCUGUCAUGCUGCAGCCCUUUGAUUAUGAUCCCAAUGAGAAGAGCAAACACAAAUUCAUGGUGCAGUCCCUGUUGGCACCUCCUGACAUGACUGACAUUGAGGGAGUGUGGAAAGAAGCAAAGCCAGAGGAUCUGAUGGACUCCAAGCUGAGGUGUGUCUUCGAGUUGCCAUCAGAGAACGAGAAGAUGCACGACAUGGACACCAACAAAAUCCUGUCCUCCAGCCUCCUUAAGUCUGAGUCCUCCACGUUGUCUAUGAAGUCUGUGGGCUCUUCUCUGGACGAUGGAGAGGUGAAAAAGAUCAUGGAGGAGUGCAAGAGGUUGCAGAUGGAGGUUCAGCGACUACGAGAGGAAAACAAACAGAUUAGGGAAGACGAUGGCUUGCGGAUGAGGAAGAGCGCAGCAGUGUCAGGCCAGCACCCCUCCUCCGCUUCUUCCACCUCAGCAGUCCGGCUGCAGGAGCAGGGCCCCAGUACCAGAAUGCUGGCACUGGUUGUCUUGUUCUUUGUCAUUGGUGUGAUCAUUGGAAAACUGCUCUUGUAGGUGGCAGCAGCAGCAUGCUUUGUUGCUAGGGGAAAAACAAAACAAACAGAUGUGGAGUUUUGAUCAGAAUGCCAUAUCACUGGGGUAGUUUUAAAUUAAUUAUGUAAAGUUACACAUCAAAACUGAUUACAUUGCGAAAAAGGAAAAAGUCACAAGUUUUGCCUCUUUAAUUGCAGUCUUAUUGUGGCCCUACUCCCCUGUGUACUUGCACAGAAACUAACUUGUACAAGGGGCAACAACCCUUUGUGAUAAGUGGUAAAAUAAAGUCAUUCUAAGACUUUUCUAACACCAGAGAUGCAAUGUGAGUGAUUGAAAAGUCAGAUCUUGAAAUGUUUGUGUGAAUGUUGCUUUAAUGUGAGUUUGUUUUUUUUUUUUUAAAUUGUGUUUUUUAAAUUAAAGGCAAAGAGGCCAGAGGCAGUGUGUUGAAAGAAAUGCUUGCAGCUCUUUAUGCUGUGAUGUCAUGACUGCAUCUCACCGUGCAGCUAGUUUCCAUUAUGUAAAAAGAAAAACCCAGGCAUUCCUCAAACAAGGGCCUUGAUGUGGCUGUGUCCUCUAUUUUAUUUUGACUUUUGUGUUUUCUUGUGAACAUUCUCCGUUGAAUAUGGGGAGUUGUGCAAGCUCGAAAUUAGAAAUGGAAUUUACUUUUUGUUUCUGUAUUGCGUUUGUCAUUGUAAUGCUUUUCCUUUUAUUCUGUCCCCUUUAGGAUUUGCACAAAUCUUAAUCUUUACUCUAAUGGUGAUUUUUUUUUUUUUUUUUCCCCCCCUCCUUUUUAGUUGUUUAUUCCUAGGUAUUGGCUUACUGAAAUAUCACCCAGUAUAGUGCAGAAAAAAUAUUCAAAUGGUUGCUUCUCAGAAAUAAGCCCUUUGCCUUGUGACUUGUAUUUUGCAAGGUUUUUUGCAAUUAUUAUUGGUUGAAGAAUAUGAAAGGCUAAUAAUGGAAUGUUGUAUAUAAAUAUUUCUUUUUAUGGGGUUUGUCUUGGUCAUAAGUGCAAUACUGCUGUUAAUGCAAGACUAGAAGAUACUGACCAUGGGGAACAGUUUCUGAGUGUGGUUUGGUCAAUCUGUGCAACAGGUUACCUUAGAGAAAUGCAACAAGCAUGUUUUGUUAUUCCAGACACAGUAAAGCCAGUCAUUUGCCUGAUGUAUUAUAGCUAACAUCAACCAAUAACAAAGAACAAAUGUGUGCUGCCCAUUUUGCUGCGAAAUUACUGAAGAAAGUGCGCAUGACAGUUUCUGUUCGUACCUCCUCUUCACUUCAACUAUUACAGCCUGUGUUUUAUUUUCAACCAGUUUAUCAGUAUAGCCAUUUUACUGCUAUAAAAUUUUUAAUGCACUAUGUAUAAUGUUCCCCCAUAAGCAAUGUCCAGCUAGUUUUAUUUUCUUUGAAACCUGCGUAAAAAAAUUCAAGAAUGCUGUAAGGGACCAUUCUGUUUAUAGAUUUAGAAUGUUUUAUGUUUUGCUUCUUUGUUUUGAUCUUUGACUCAAGGGAGAAAUCUUUGAAAAGAAGAGAAAUUAUUUCUCACAGUUGUAAUUUAAAAAAACAAACUAGAAAGUUAGUUAUCGGGCAUGUUGGAGGCUGGCAGAAAUUAGAAACAACUGACGAUGAAGGACAACAUGUUGCUGCGAGUGGGGGGGCUUCAUGAGAGCCUUGGCUGCUGGGUGGGGGUGGGGGGGGGGGGGUGCUGGGGAGCGCAGUAUACACUACACAAUCCUGCACUGGAGCUUCAGACCAUCACCGUGAUGUCACCAUUGCAGUCUGGCAACCGUUUUGUAUGUACAUAAGUAUGUCUAUCAAAGCAAUUAAUAUUCGUAGUAAAGUAGUCUAUGGUGGAAAAAAACAACCUUGUUGAACUAUGUAGCAUCUUAAUAAAUUAAAUAAAGCCCCAA
This is a messenger RNA of Scleropages formosus (Asian bonytongue), 2894 nucleotides long. RefSeq names its product VAMP (vesicle-associated membrane protein)-associated protein B and C (gene vapb). The transcript has 6 exons. Gene Ontology annotation, cellular component: plasma membrane; endoplasmic reticulum membrane. The record is from RefSeq and is a predicted model, not a curated record. Gene Ontology annotation, molecular function: FFAT motif binding. Lineage: Eukaryota; Metazoa; Chordata; Actinopteri; Osteoglossiformes; Osteoglossidae. Gene Ontology annotation, biological process: endoplasmic reticulum membrane organization. The coding region runs from base 256 to 1008 and encodes 250 amino acids.